AAAACGUAUCUUCAACUCUCCCCCCAUCCAAUAUCCACAAUUAACGGAUAACAAGACAAGGCGAUGGCCGCCGCCUCCACCUCCACCGUUCCCCUCUCCACCACCAUCAAUACAUCCCACCGCCACUCCCCCAUACUACGCAUCACCCAAUUACCCCGUCGCCCAAUCACGAAGCUCCACGUGUCAUCCUCAGAAGCGACUGCGGCGGCAACCACAAAAAAGAAGGAAGAGAGCAUAUUCUUCGACGGCGGGGCCCACUACGGCGACCUGGUGGCGAACCUGGUCCUGGGGUUCACUCUGGUGUGGCUGCCGCUGAGCCUGGCCGCCGUGUUCCGGGCGUUCUUCCUCCGCUACAGGUUCACCGACGUGAGGGUGACCGUGAUUUCCGGGCUGACCGGCCAGGACAGGAGCGACUUCUCGUACGAGGUUGUCAAAGAUGUGCAGGUCGUUCCCAGAUUUAUUGGGGAGUGGGGUGACGUCAUCAUCACCUUGAAAGAUGGAACCAAGGUUGAUCUCCGGAGUGUCCCCAAGUUUAGGGAGAUUGCCAAAUACUGCUUGUCUAUGGCUGAUAAACAAACUGCUUAAACCUUUUUCUUCUAUUUUCUCACCUUAAUUCAUCAAUCUACAUUUUGUUAUCUAUUGUAUUAUAUAUGCUGUGUGCUACAUUUGUUAUAAAUUGAUUUUAUGCUCA
Molecule: messenger RNA, 691 nt
Organism: Salvia splendens (bonfire salvia)
Lineage: Eukaryota; Viridiplantae; Streptophyta; Magnoliopsida; Lamiales; Lamiaceae
Exons: 1
Coding region: 64-585 (173 amino acids)
Source: RefSeq, a predicted model, not a curated record